Messenger RNA from Toxorhynchites rutilus septentrionalis, 707 nucleotides. RefSeq lists its product as uncharacterized. The record is from RefSeq and is a predicted model, not a curated record. The transcript is spliced from 4 exons. Gene Ontology annotation, molecular function: zinc ion binding. NCBI's taxonomy places the organism in Eukaryota, Metazoa, Arthropoda, Insecta, Diptera, Culicidae. The coding region runs from base 36 to 707 and encodes 223 amino acids.
GUAGUCUGUUGGGCAGGCAAAAGUGACAGCUGCAUAUGAUUAACAUGGAUCGACAAGACGUAAAAGCCAGAUACGCAGAAAAAAUUAAAAAAUUCUGUUUUGGUUACGACCCGUAUCAAUGGAUGCAGCAUGAAUAUUCAAAAAGUGCCUUACCAAAAAAUGUGACUUAUUACGACCUAGUGGAAUAUCUUGUAAAUCGCGAAAGUCCGUAUACCCGGAAAUGCUUUAAGGCCUUCAAGAGCUUGGACGCAUACAAAAAUUUCAAGGCGGGAUGGGUACAAUUUUUAGGUUCCAGAUACGUCGAUUCUGGUUUUUGUAUUGUGUUUGCUCAGGUGAAGCAUUCCCAAAAAUUUAACCUAAAGCCUACAUCUACCUGGGUGUCGGUAGAUCCCACAGGAACAGUUCAAACUGCACAUUGCAAUUGUAUGGCAGGAUUAGGUGAAGUGUGUUCUCAUGUAGGCUCUGUGCUUUUUGCUCUCGAGUGCUGGUCCCGUAAAGAAGUAAAUGAAAAUGAACCUUCGUGUACAGAUAUACUUAAUCGGUGGUUGGUUCCACCGAAAAAAGCGGUUAAUUGUGGCGAAAUUAAAGACAUAUUCAGCCAGAAAGAUCAACCAGUUUCCAGAUAUGAUUUCCAGAUACCCGAAUGCCCUGCGAAAGAGUUGAAUGUAUUUAUACAGGAAAGUCGCUCAACGAGCUUCGCGAAAUAG